AUGGAAAUAUUACAGAACUCUUUGCUUUUUGUGUUAACAUUAACUGCAAGUUUAUAUGUUUGUGAAAGUGCUAAAAUAAACACUCCAAGGGUGCUGUUACCAUGGUUUGAAAAUUUAUAUGUGAAUUUCACUUUUGAAAUUAUUGAAGGUGGUUGUUAUAAAUGGAGCUUGUCUCGCGAUGACAUCAUUGAUCUUGAAGCCCUGUACGAUGAUUCCUGGGGUCACUGUUCUCGUGCCGCUCGGGUUUCGGUCUCUAAAACAUGUAUACCACCUGGUUCGGUUAUUAUUCUAGCCGAAGAAGUGAACACCGGCGAGAUAUUGCGUGGUGAUGUUGAUGUUGACAUAAUUAGUUCUUUAAAAAUAACAAGUACAACUUGGAAGCUCUUUCUAGAAGAGGCACCAGAAGCUUUUGAAGUUGUUGCUUAUGAUGAUCAAGGGAACAAGUUUUCAACAUUGGAAGGGAUCAGCUUCAGUUGGACUGUGGAGAAUGUUGGUAAUAAUUACGGAGAAGAUCCUUUGGUUGCUUUUGUACGUUGGCGUGACACAGACUAUGAAGCUCCACCUGGCAUUGCAGAACUGGAAGCCAAGGGUCUUAAAUCACAUUCAUUACUUUUGUAUGGACAAGCAAUGGGAGAGUGCAAGGUUACAGUUUGUCUAGAGGACAUUUGCACAGAUUUCAACUUAAAAGUUGUAGCUAGUGUUGCGCUAAUGCCAGCCACAGCCGUUAUAGCACAUGGUGAUACAUUGAGAUACAAAGUCGUUAGAAUGCGCGCAGGCCGUCUCACUGUACAAAAUGUAGUAGACACAUUAUACAGUUUAAGAGUACCAGACAAUAACAUGGUUAAAUUAGAGGAUGCAAUUAGCUUAGUUCGAGGCACAGAAAUUGGUACAACCACUGUCUUUCUGAUGUCAGGAUUAACUGAAGUCGCUACAGCUUUAUUAACAGUGGCUGAACCUGAUAGCAUUCGAGUUACUUUAAGACCAGCAAAUUUGGUAAUAUAUGGUGAAGAGUUUGUGAUACAUUGUGUAGUGUAUGAUGCUGAGGGACAUGCUUUAACUGCUGGUGAAGAAACACUCAUUCGUUUGUCAGUCGAAGGAGAGGCUAAUAUUGAUUUAAUAAGGUCAACUGAAAACGGUACCAUAACAAUUGCGAUGGCACAGAAUUCAGGGUCAUUUACAAUAACUGCAAGAUUAUAUUCAAUUGCUGGGAAGACUUUAAUGACUAAGAUUGAAGGACAAGCUUCGGCAGUAGCAGUGGAACCAUUGGAAGUUGUACCAUCUGAACUUUUUGUUGCAUGGACUGACAGCAUUCAAGAAGUGUUACUGAAACAUCGCGGCGGAGGCGAUGAGCCAGUAGUGUGGUCUGAGAGUGAGACGGAGCUGCAACCGCAGAGCUCUUUCUCGCUUGCACCCACGGGAGUCAUUACCGUACGCGGUGUGGGACAAUUGGACGUCAAAGUUCAGCUGAAGAAGUAUUCGCAUGUGCGUGCACAUGGAAGGAUAUUUUCAGCUCCACCAGAACUAGUACAAGUGUCGAGUUCUGGCCAAGCGCGCAUCGGCCGACCUCAUCAUUUGCACAUUGCACUCACGGCUACUCAUCCCGUCACUGGAGAACUCUACAACUUCCACUUGUGUAACUGCGCAUCUUUUUCUGUAUCGCUGCUUGAAGGUCCUGAACCAUUAAAUGUGACGGCUGCAACUUGGGUCCAGCCUGUAGAGGGCGCGUGCUGCGUGCUGCAGUGCUCGUGGGCCGCGCGCGGCGUGGCGCUGGUGCGCGUGUGGCGCGGGCGCGCGGGCGACGCGGCGCGCGUUGCCGUGCGCGCGGCGCCGCGCCUGCGCUGGCCGCCGCACGCUGCCGCCGCGCUGCUCACCGCCUCCGCGCCGGUGUUAGCUGAAGGAGAGGCCCUAGUUCCAUCGUCAAGUGAUUCCCGUGUUGCAGAACUAGUUUAUAGGGACGGACCGUCGCCACACAAAUAUCCAGAACUUCAACUCUUUACAUUCAAAUGCCGCAGGAAGGGCGACGUACGUCUUGAAAUAGCCUCGUCGUCUACUGAGGAGCGCGAAACCGUGGACUUUGAAGUGGCUUGCGCUCCGCAUGUUUCUAGAAUACGGUUAGAGGCCCCUCCUAGCCCCGGCAACUGUUCCGGUGGACCCAAAUUGUGGCUGCGCCCUGGCCAAGAAGUAUCUGUAAAAGUGACUUUGAUGGAUGCUAUUGGAAGAGAACUUUUAGAUGAGCAUGGUCCGCGAGUGGCAUGGGAAUCCCAACCUAAUCACGCUGGAAUAGAAUUCAAAGCCACAGAUCGACUAUUUGUUGAAACUGAUCCAGAAUAUGCACCGGUUCCAGUGCCUCUUAAAUAUUAUCAGUUAUUGGUAGCAGAUAAACAAGCUAUUGGAUGGACAGGUUCAAUCAAAGCCAGCAUACCUGAGGCAACUGCCAACAUACAAGCAAGAGUCGUGGCGCCUUUACAAUGUGAUCCGUUAAGGGUGAACAUUGCAUGGGAAGGUGAGUCAGUAUCCAACAUUGCAACAGUAACGGGAGGAAGUGGAAAAUAUGGUGUGGAGGCUGCAAAGGGUGUAACAGCAAGCAUAGAAAAUGGAGUCCUGACUGCUGCUGUACCAGCACCGGGAAUUUACGAUCUUGUUGUCACUGACUUAUGUGUGCAGGGAGAGAGACAAGUGAUUGAGGUUAAUAUAGAAGAAGUUUUGAACGUGGAAGUGGAGACGACGCGUGCCGUUUGUGUCGGAGGCUGUGUGCCCAUAACUGCUCUUGUUAAAGGAACAUCCCAGCGAUAUUUAAGCAGCAGCGGCCCUGCGGAAUGGCGAACCGUUGGCAACAUUAAGGUCAAGGAUGGCAAAUUGUGCGGACUUCAAGAGGGAUUGGGAAGGGUGCGAGCGUCACUUGCUGGUGUUUGGAGUCCCGAGCUAGAGGUGGUGGUGUUCCCGGCGCUAGUGGCAGUUCCUUCGCGCGCGCGCGUGCCGCCGGGCGCGCGCCUGCAGCUGCGGCACGUUGGCGGCCCGCCCGCGCACCUCGCGCGUCUGCACUACCGCGUCGCACACCACACUGACCGCAUACACGUACGUACACCUGGGCUGGUGGCAGUACCUUCGCGUGCCUGCAGCUGCGGCACGUUGGCGGCCCGCCCGCGCACCUCGCGCGCCUGCACUACCGCGUCGCACACCACACUGACCGCAUACACGUACGUACACCUGGGCUGGUGGCAGUACCUUCGCGUGCCUGCAGCUGCGACACGCCGGCGGCCCGCCCGCGCAACUCGCGCGCUUUCACUACCGCGUCGCACGCCAUACCGACCGCAUACACGUACGUACACCUGGGCUGGUGGCAGUACCUUCGCGCGCCUGCAGCUGCGGCACGACGGCGGCCCGCCCGCGCUACUCGCGUGCCUUCACAACUGCGCCGCACACCACACCGACCGCAUACAUGUACGUACACCUGGGCUGGUGGCAGUACCUUCGCGUGCCUGCAGCUGCGACACGCCGGUGGUCCGCCCGCGCUACUCGCGCGCUUUCACUACCGCGCCGCAUCACCACACCGACCGCAUACAUGUACGUACACCUGGGCUGGUGGCAGUACCUUCGCGUGCCUGCAGCUGCGACACGCCGGUGGCCCGCCCGCGCUACUCGCGCGCUUUCACUACCGCGCCGCACACCACACCGACCGCAUACAUGUACGUACACCUGGGCUGGUGGCAGUACCUUCGCGUGCCUGCAGCUGCGACACGCCGGUGCCCCCCCGCGCUACUCGCGCGCUUUCACUACCGCGCCGCACACCAUACCGACCGCAUACAUGUACGUACACCUGGACUGGUGGCAGUACCUUCGCGUGCCUGCAGCUGCGGCACGCCGGCGGCCCGCCCGCGCUACUCGCGCGUCUGCACUACCGCGUCGCACGCCACACCGACCGCAUACAUGUACGUACACCUGGGCUGGCGGCAGUAUUUUCGCGCGUGUGCCUGCAGCUGCGGAAUGCCGGCGGCCUUGUUUGUCCACUUACUGGACACGUUUAUUAUGGUGUCUCCAACUGGCUUAGUCCAAGGUUUGGCGAUGGGAACUGCACAUGUUAAGCUUGUGGCAACCGACAUAGCUAACGUAGAAAUGGCAAGCGCUGAAGCGGAAAUUGAGGUGGUUCCAAUCUCUGGCCUACGAGUACAUGCGUCAACACAAAAUCUGUUAGUCGGCUCUCCUACUCCGGUGUGGGUGGAAGCAGCUGGUCUGACGGCUGCUGCGUUGUCCGCCGUACAGCCGCCUCCGCGCGUGACUUGGACACUCAAAGACUCUACUACUGCACGACUUUAUACUGGACAUGUUGAUGAUCAGCUCGAGAGAUCGGUGGCAGAAGGGCUGUCUGUGAGGGUUGUGCCACUGAAACCUGGUGUCAUAACCAUUGAUGUCAGAGUUCGAAAUAUGGGCCAGGUGGCUGAAACUCGAUCAUGGGACAGCGCAAUCGAGAUCCUAGGUAUUUCAGAAAUACGUACAUCCGUUGAGGGUUUUCCAAAUGAAUUGGCAGCGGGCGAUAGACUUGCAAUCGCUGUCGGUUCGUCUAUUCGUCUUAAGUCUGUACCGAGAAGCGUUUGGACGUCGUAUAGUGAUGGAGUGUUUGAUUUAAGCCCAAGUGGAGAGGUGAAUACUUUAAGACCGGGCCAUGGAGUGAUUGUAGCUCAACAUAAGGAUGACAGAAAUAAUAUUUAUAGAGAAAACGCCAUUCACGUGGAGGUGUCGGUACCCCACUAUUGCACAGCAGAGCCAUCUGGUGACCAGGAUGACGAUUCGUUACGAGUUGUAUUAAGAAAUUCUAUUGGAAGAGAGCUACUGGCUCCUGGGGCUAAUGUAUCCGUCAACUCGCCUGUGUCGGCACAUGUUAGGCGAGCAGCUAACAGUGCUUUAGGCAAUGAAAUUAUAUUUACUGGCUUAGACUCUUCGGGCGCCUUUAUGAGCUUCCAAGCGACAGCCAGUGGAGUCACAGUUACUGAUGAAGUGUUAGUGGUUGGAGCUGAUUCGCAAGGAAAUCGAAUCGUUGCAACGGGCGGUUGGGCGGUGUGCGUGGAAGGUGUAGGGUGGCGCGCGAGCGGUGCGGUGUCGCUACACGCGGGCGCCGGCGUCACGCUAUGCGUACUGACGCGCGCGCACGCCGGCAGGCACGCUCUGCGCCGCGACCGCCCGCCCGCCGCGCUCUCGCUGCCCCAGGCGCCGCUGCACAGGAUGGAGUUUCUUGCUGGAGAGUGGCCACCAACAAUGGUACCGCUGGCCUUUGAAGCAAUCGGUCUCACUUCUGGUCCGAUUCUAUGUACUGAAGAGCAGAAAUACGCGUUGGAGGGAGUGCAAGUGGAACUUCCAUACACCUGUCGAACAGAAGCUCCUUAUACUGCUCAGCCUGUCCUUGAUCUACCCAAUGGUCAAAUGGGCUGCUCUAUAAUCCCGGCAAAACCGGUCGUGGAACCAACGGAAGUCGAGCUUUGCGCAGAAUGGGGAGUGAUGAGAACAUGUAUAAAAGUGUUACUGCUGCCUCCCAUACAAGUUUCCCACAACAAAGUGUCCGUGGCCAAUCCACCGGCAACAUUCACGGUCAGUGGCCACAAUCACGCGCUCAAGCUGGUCAAAAUGACCACAUCACCAGGGCUCAAACUUGAAAUGACCACCAAGGAUGGUGAGAUCACGGUCACGGUGAACGUCAAGAGUGAAACGGUGGCUUGUGGUGUUGGACACGUGCAUGUAUCAUCAAGACUGACGGCACAAGAAAUAACAGUUGAAGUUGAUAGGGAAUGUGAUAUUGCGUGCGGGACUUUGUUGGGUGCGAUAUUCUCACUGCUGAAACCGUAUCUCUCUACGUUGAUAACCGUUAUUGCUAUCGCAGCCGCGUAUUUGUAUGUUCAACAACGCUUCCAAAGUAAAGGCCAAAUCCGUAUGCCUAUAGACCCGGCAAUGCAGACUGUACUACCGCAGGAGUCACCGAGCCCAGUGCAGCGGUCGCGUACUUGGUCGCGGAGUCCUUAUGCGUCGGGAGGGCCAAAUGUGACCCACGUGCCUGACGUUCCUGUAUACGGAGAUGCCAGUGUGUUGCCAGACAACAGCUUCUCGCCAAAUUCCACCAGGACCCACUCUAGGUUCCUAUAG
Molecule: messenger RNA, 6129 nt
Organism: Parnassius apollo (apollo)
Lineage: Eukaryota; Metazoa; Arthropoda; Insecta; Lepidoptera; Papilionidae
Source: the annotation of a GenBank genome assembly